Carya illinoinensis is the source of this 1199-nucleotide messenger RNA. Its product is annotated as protein PGR. Bases 123 to 986 code for a protein of 287 amino acids. Gene Ontology annotation, cellular component: membrane. The transcript is spliced from 5 exons. NCBI's taxonomy places the organism in Eukaryota, Viridiplantae, Streptophyta, Magnoliopsida, Fagales, Juglandaceae. The record is from RefSeq and is a predicted model, not a curated record.
AAAAUUAUAAGCAGAACCGUUCGUCUCCAUCAGAGAUGCUCCUAAAUUCAUAAAAUUUCGAGAACCUGUACCUGCAAACUUUGCUCUGAAAACUGAAAACCCUGCCAUCCACAGAGUCAAAGAUGGAAAAGAAUGUGAUCCAGCCACUGAUUGCUGCUUCAAUCUCGUUCUUAAUCGCAACCAGAGCUUACAGAAGAAAAUCCCUUGACCUUUCCGGGGCUAUUUGCGGCUUUCUUGUUAUGUCCAUUCACCUUGCCCUCGGAUACCGGUAUGGAGCUAUGUUGCUUGUGUUCUUCUUCACCUCCUCUAAGCUCACGAAGGUGGGCGAAGAGAAAAAGCGACGCGUCGAUGCUGAUUUCAAGGAAGGCGGACAACGAAAUUGGAUACAAGUUCUGUCCAAUGCUGGCAUUGCUAUGGUUUUGGUUGUCAUUAUAUGGAAAUUGACACGAGGGCAGGACAAGUGUUUGGACUCAAAAGACUCAACUCUUGUUACAUCUCUCCUCGGUGGUAUUAUUGGUCACUAUUGCUGCUGUAAUGGAGACACUUGGUCUUCUGAACUUGGGGUACUGAGUGAUGCACAACCUCGACUAAUCACAACCUUUAAGCCUGUUCGGAAGGGGACAAAUGGUGGUGUGACACUAGCAGGACUCUUGGCAGCUGCAGCUGCAGGCAGUGUCAUAGGACUAACUUUUGCUGUCUUUGGGUUUUUCACAACAAAAUGCACAUAUGAUGUAGCCGUCAAGCAGCUAUUGGUAAUACCUCUUUCUGCUCUGGCGGGACUAUGUGGAAGUCUCAUAGAUUCUCUUUUGGGAGCAACACUGCAAUUCAGUGGAUUCUGCACUGUUCGUAAUAAGGUUGUUGGAAAACCAGGACCAACUGUGAAAAGGAUUUCAGGUAUUAGCAUUCUUGACAAUAAUGCUGUGAAUCUUGUGUCGAUAUUGCUGACCACACUGCUGACUUCCAUCGCCUGUGUGUACAUCUUUUAAAACCAUCGGUACAAACCGAUGAUUUUGUCCUCAGUAUGAGUUCGCACAGUUCAGAAAGUGCAGUUCAUAGUUGAUGUAUGUGACAACUGUACCAUGUUGUAUCGUUUGCAAGCUAGAAACCUAGAGUCCGAUGUUAAUCUUGGGAUGAAUAAAGCAUUAAACAUUUAACCCCAUGAAUCCAAAAUAUGGAGGGGUUAACGGCCUCUGGAUGAA